This is a messenger RNA of Ostreobium quekettii, 597 nucleotides long. Lineage: Eukaryota; Viridiplantae; Chlorophyta; Ulvophyceae; Bryopsidales; Ostreobiaceae. The record is from the annotation of a GenBank genome assembly.
AUGUCCGCCCAGACGUUUCGGGUCACCGGCGCUGUUUUGCGCCCGCCCACCCUGAGAAGGUUGCCCGCCGGACGCCCCCACCGGCAGAGCACCCAUCAGGCAGGCAGCCGCCUCCCUAUUUCCACAGAUUCGUCGCCUCGGCCCAGCCGCCCCCUCCCUCUAGAGGAACCCCAGCUUAACGGCAACACCUCUGGCUUCUUCAUGAGCGCAGCACCUUUUGUCACAGCCCCCUGCGAACGGGUGGCAAUCGCGACACUGCUGGCGUGCCUGCUUGUCUGGAGGGGAGCGGACGGCGCUGACGUUGCAGGCCUGGAUGACAACCCUUUACACGAUGCUAAUUGUGAACGGUACCCAUAUAUGGCAUCAUUGCGGGACUCAUCUGACAAACACCACUGCAACGGGGUGCUGGUUGGGGAUGUGUGGGUGCUGACUGCGGCACACUGUGUUGACUCUCGCGCUGACCCUCAUGCACUGGGACCCCAUCCAAUUGUCAAGGUUGGGGGCUGUUUGCUAAACGACACAGAAGGCACAAACGAGAACUUCGAGACGAUGAUUGGCACAGCAGCUUCCAACAUGAGUGUGUCUGCCCCCCUCUGA